Batrachochytrium dendrobatidis JAM81 is the source of this 1716-nucleotide messenger RNA. RefSeq lists its product as uncharacterized. Lineage: Eukaryota; Fungi; Chytridiomycota; Chytridiomycetes; Rhizophydiales. Bases 1 to 1716 code for a protein of 571 amino acids. Gene Ontology annotation, cellular component: Cul4-RING E3 ubiquitin ligase complex. The transcript has 8 exons. Gene Ontology annotation, molecular function: protein binding. The record is from RefSeq and is a predicted model, not a curated record.
AUGAGUUACAGAAAGUCUUGUUCAAGUGCUCAGAAAACCACUCGCAAACGUCCAUCUCGAUCCAAUAAGCAUUCUUCAUUACAGUCAUCUGAUGUUAGUCAAGACCAUAGAGAAAGUGAGAGGAAAUGGAGACUGGAAAACAUGCAGUUACAAAUGGCUCAAAAGCCCAAACAGUCAGAAACCGCAUCGGAUCAUCCAACUGCAUCUGCGUCUGCGUCUGCAUCCACUUCAACUAUUCCUGGAUAUUACUAUGAUACAGAUAGGAACCGAUAUUUCAAAAUAACUCAAGAUAAACAUGCCACCACAUCACAUGUUCAAAAAUAUUCUCAUGGUGCAUUGGCUUCAAUGUCUUUGGAACAAAAACAAGAUGCUGCUUGUUUGAAUCUUGAAUUGAGACGAAAAACCAAGAUGAAUCCCAAUCGACGAGUUUCUAGUAUGUGUUACAAUUCUAUGCCACUUGCCAUGUUGGAUCGGGAAAUAUCAAAAAAAAUGUCCAGCAGCAAUAUUUAUGAAUGUAUGUACUCUCAUCUACAUCGUAAUGGUUCUAUCUUGACACAAGCUAUACACGGUGAAAUGUAUGAGCAAGAACCGAAAAUCACUGGGUUCAGUAUAGAUCAAACUAAACAGUGGGCUGUGACUACAUUCGACAACCGCAAUAUGUAUAUAUUUCACUUGAAUCACAUUACACGAUCAUCACCGUUAAAAUCUGCAUGCGUACAAUCUAAAUUACUCGCUAGUCUAAGUAGCAAUUCCACUUCAUUAAUUUCAGGAUCGGUAUUGGACAGGCAAUUUGUGGGGCAAGUUUAUUUUGUUGACAUAGUCACCACACGUGGUAAUGCAUUAGACUCGGAUGAGCUGCACAUCUUUAUCGCGCAUUCAGAACAGCAUCAACCGAUUGCAUAUAGGGGUGACAACCUGUUGAAUAUAAACUGCAAGUCUCGGUUCAUUUUAAACUAUGAUGGUGUAUACAUUGCAUGGUUAAAAUGGCGGUAUAAACUUGACAAUCCAGUGUCUGUCAAAUGUAGCACUGUUGAUACACGUUUCAAUCAUUUAAUCGCUCUAGGCGCAAGUCAUGGAAACACUUUGAUUUUUCCAAGUUGGAUGCAUGGCAAUUUGACACCACAGGUUUACACUGGCAGCUCAUCAUCCGAUAUCAUGUCGGUUUGUUUUGAUGUGCAUACGCCAUUGCUUCUUUAUACAGGAACACGAAGCGGUUUGAUACGAGCACACGAUAUACGACAAUCUAGAACGAAAUCGCCAUUAUUUACCAUGUCAUCCAAAGUCACUGGACAUCCAUCAUGUAUGACUAGUUUGGUGUCACUGAAUUCAGUGUAUGGAGAUACAGAUGAAGUGGAAGAAGGGUAUGCUAGACCCCAUCAACUUAUAUCCACCUCGUUGAAUGGCCAGAUUUAUUUAUGGGAUAUUCGUACACCCACAAUCCCUUUGAUUGAUUUUCAGGCACCUUUAGAACAUCAUGGCGCAUUUGGAUGGAAUGGUUCCAGUACCUAUGCACAUAGUGCACAUGGGAGUGUUGUAAUGGCGGUGACGGAUAAUGGCGACUGGCUACGAACGUGGAGUUUACGCAAUGGGCUGUUGAUGGGAUCUUGGCGCAUCAGUACUGGGUCUAACCCGUUGUCAUCCAUUCAGCUUGACAGUGAAUAUGGUGUUUGGAUCUGCAAUGGCUCAUCCAUUCAUCAUUGGGAGUCUUUGUAUUAG